Messenger RNA from Archocentrus centrarchus (flier cichlid), 2575 nucleotides. RefSeq names its product polymerase (DNA directed), eta (gene polh). The coding region runs from base 134 to 2347 and encodes 737 amino acids. Gene Ontology annotation, biological process: error-prone translesion synthesis; response to radiation. The transcript is spliced from 10 exons. The record is from RefSeq and is a predicted model, not a curated record. Gene Ontology annotation, cellular component: nucleus; site of double-strand break; replication fork. Lineage: Eukaryota; Metazoa; Chordata; Actinopteri; Cichliformes; Cichlidae. Gene Ontology annotation, molecular function: DNA-directed DNA polymerase activity; damaged DNA binding.
GAAAUGCAAAACGACCGAUCUCUGGCGGUCCGUUCAAGUUCAGCGAGUUUUCAGUUCUGGUGAGGGGUGUGAAUCAACAGCCCCACCAGUUUGAUACUAGCUUCCCACCACAGACAGAUUCUUCUCGUUAGUAAUGGAGCAUGGAAAGGAGAGGGUGGUGGCGUUAGUCGACAUGGACUGCUUUUACGUGCAGGUGGAGCAGAGGCUGAAUCCAGCUCUGAGGAAUACUCCCUGUGUUGUGGCCCAGUACAAGACGUGGAAAGGAGGCAGUAUUAUAGCUGUGAGCUACGAGGCCCGGGCCCACGGUGUCACCAGGAACAUGUGGGUGGAUGAUGCAAAAAAACUGUGCCCAGACCUCCAGGUGGCACGAGUGCGUGAGUCUCAUGGCAAGGCAGACUUGACAAACUACAGGGAAGCGAGUGUGGAGGUGAUUGAGGUCAUGUCUCGUUUUGCUGUGAUUGAGAGAGCUAGCAUUGACGAGGCCUACAUGGAUUUGACUGCUGCCGUGCAACAGCGACUUAAAAAUACGACUGACAAACAAAUCGAGCCUUCCCUCUUGAGGACUACCUACAUCCAGGGGUACCCACAAAGUUCACCUGGACUGGAACAAUCUGCAGAGGACGCUGUGCUGGAUAAAGAGGAACAGCGAUCCAGAGGUCUCCAGCAGUGGCUGGAAUCCUUAACUUUCCCAUCAGUAGGUGAGCAGAGCUCUGCAGAACUGCAGCUAACUGUAGGGGCACUCAUUGUUGAGGAAAUGAGAGCAGCUGUGGAGAAACACACAGGUUUCCGCUGUUCUGCAGGAAUAUCACACAACAAGGUAUUGGCCAAACUAGCGUGUGGUCUGAACAAGCCCAACAGACAAACUGUUCUGCCCUUGGACUCUGUGGCAGAACUUUUCAGCAGUCUACCCAUUGGCAAGAUCCGUAACCUGGGAGGUAAGCUGGGAGCGUCGAUCACAGAAACUCUGGGAAUAGAGAACAUGGGAGAUCUUACUCGCUUCUCUCAGGCUCAACUGGAGCAGCACUUUGGGGACAAAACAGGCCAGUGGCUGUAUGACUUGUGCCGGGGGAUUGAGUUUGAACCUGUGAAACCCAGACAGCUUCCAAAGUCCAUUGGCUGCAGUAAAAACUUUCCUGGGAAGACAUCGCUUGCUACUAAAGAGCAGGUACAGUACUGGCUUCAUCAACUGUCCCUUGAGUUGGAAGAGAGGCUGACCAAGGACAGAGAAGUGAAUGGUCGAGUGGCUAAGCUGCUAACAGUCGGUGUACGUCAGCUUGGUGACAAGAGGCCGAGCAGCUUCUCUCGAUGCUGUGCUUUAGUGCGCUACGAGGCGGCCAAAAUGUCCAGUGACAGCUUUGCCAUUAUCAAGAGUCUCAACACAGCAGGAAACCACCAGACUGCAUGGACUCCACCCCUCACCAUGCUACAACUCUCAGCUAGUAAAUUCAGUGAUGCUCCAUCAGCAGGGGGGAUUGAGGGCUUUCUUUCCGGUGAUAGCUCUUCAAGCCAGCUGCCCCGUGAACCAAAAAACGGCUCCCCGUGCAAACAGCCGGGCACCAUCCAGUCCUUCUUUCAAAAGGCAGCUGAGAAACAAAACCAGAAGGUUAGAAAGGGUGCUGACGAUGAAGAGAAUGCUGGUUCUGACUCCACUGAAGUUCUCCCACCUUCCUCCCGUCACAGUAUUUGUUCUGCUGAUAGUCAGCUAGAGACAGACAACAACCAUCCUGCUUCCUCAUUUGCACCUGUUUCUCAGUCCAAAAUUGGUUCACCCAGCCCCCACACAGGCAUUUCCUCUUUCUUCCGCAUGAAGACCUUUGAAAGAAGCCUUCAGGUUUCAGUGUCAACACCAAAUAAGCCUGAAACAGGACACAUGCUGGGACCUGUUGAUAAGGAAGACACUGAAGAUACUGUUACUGUUGUGUCAGGCCUACAGUCAAAACCUUGCUCAAAGAUUAUGUCUCAUGAGUUGCCAUGUGAAAAGUUAAGGAAUGAAUUGGACAUCGAUUCACAGUCAGAUCACCCUCCUCCCAGUGUGGUCAGUGAAGAUGUGAUAAUCUGUGAACGCUGUGGUCAGGAGGUGUUAGCCUGGGAAAUGCCAGAGCACAAUGACUAUCACUUUGCCCUGGACCUCCAGCAGUCACUCUCUUCAUCUUCAGGUGCACCAACCAUCACUUCCUCAUCUUCUUCCGGUACUUCUCCAAGUCCUCUCAGAGCAGAAGCAACGGGCACAGCCCAGUCCUCCCGUGGCAAGACAAAAACUAGAGGCCAGUCGGGACCAGCACCAAAAAGGCACCGCUCCCACGGUGCAAGUACAGGCACGCUGGAUUCAUUCUUCAAGAAGAACUGAAGAUGUUCUGCACAACUGCGGUUUUAAAUUAUGUGAAAAAUAGUUCUGAUUGUGCACAUUUUUAAAUAAUGUUUGUUUGAAAAGCCAUAUGCUAAAACAUCAGAAGUUGUUUUGAAGUUAUCAUUGUUGAUGUGCUUUAUAUGAUAAGUGUGUGCAAAUUAAAGAAAGAGAAUAUUUUUAAAAUUUAUUUAACAUAUGCCUUUUAAUGAUGAAUAAAAAGCCAAUCUU